Molecule: messenger RNA, 1237 nt
Organism: Xenia sp. Carnegie-2017
Lineage: Eukaryota; Metazoa; Cnidaria; Anthozoa; Malacalcyonacea; Xeniidae
Product: protein IMPACT-like
Exons: 2
Coding region: 261-1148 (295 amino acids)
Biological process (GO): regulation of translational initiation
Cellular component (GO): cytoplasm
Molecular function (GO): protein binding
Source: RefSeq, a predicted model, not a curated record
UGACUAGUAACUGGGUGACUGAUAUCAGUGGUGGUGUGUUGGUGACCAUAGAUAGGUGUGCCAGUGAGGUGUACCUGUUUAACUCACCAAUGUCAGGUUUGGUUAGUAGCACAAACCAAUGUUUCAAAAUUCAGUGGUGGUGUUCCAUCCAAAAUGUUCAAACAAACUUAGAUGAAAUUCUCAGAAAUCAAGUUUAUAGGAAUCUGUACUAGACACGAGUUUACAUCGAUGUUGAAAAUGAAGGUUCUUUAUUUCUGAAGAUGGUUGAUUGUGAUAGCUCGAGACAAGACGAAGAAAUACAGGCGUUGUCUGCCAUUUAUGAAGGAGAUUUUCUAAUGAUUAACCCAAAUGAGAAAAUUUUCGAAAUUUGUAUUAAUCACGAGAAAGGGUGUUCGCUUAAUUUAAAAGUCUUAAUGCCAAUGAAUUACCCUAGUUCUUGUCCACCGAUGUUUGAGCUCCAUGGUCAGUGGUUACAGGACUGCGACGAUGACGAGUUACGAAAUAAACUUCAUGAGAUUUAUUGUGAAAAUGCGGGAGAAUGUGUUGUGUUCCAGUGGGUGCAAGCUUUACGUAGUUUUCUUGACGAAAAACCAUCUUUGCAAAUUGAAAGUGAAGUUAUCAACAGUGAUGAAAAAAUAAAUGACUCAGAAACAGUUGAAGAAAGUAUAACCUGCAUAAACAAUCAUGAAAUCAAUCCAUUCGACAUCAUUCAUGGUGAGCCAAUCACUGACCGCAGAAGUACAUUCCAGGCACAUCUUGUUAAAGUAGAGUCAGAAGAGGAUGUGAAGAAUGCUUUGAUAGAAUUGAAAAAGAUUCGUAAAAUCUCCAAUGCAACUCAUAAUAUGUAUGCAUAUUGUAUAUUAAAAGGAAAAUCUCAGAUUAACAUUCAUGACUGUGAUGAUGAUGGUGAAACUCAUGCUGGCUCUCGUCUCUUACAUUUGCUGAGAAUUUUAAAUGUACAGAAUUAUUUAAUUGUUGUGUCUAGGUGGUAUGGUGGAAUACAGUUAGGACCAGACCGAUUCAAGCAUAUUAAUAAUUGUGCCAGAAAGUUGCUCAAAAGCACUGGUGUCAUUGUAGAUAAAAGUCAUAAGGAAUUGUCUUCCCCAAAGAAUAAUAAGGAAAAGACUAAAAAGGGCAGAAAACAUUAAGACAAUAUGGUAGUUUUUGUUGAUUACUGCAUUAACUGUCAAACUAAAGCAAACAGACAAUAAAUACUUAUCUUUAAUGGCUCAAAAAA